Messenger RNA from Oreochromis aureus, 1042 nucleotides. RefSeq lists its product as uncharacterized. The transcript is spliced from 4 exons. The coding region runs from base 140 to 883 and encodes 247 amino acids. NCBI's taxonomy places the organism in Eukaryota, Metazoa, Chordata, Actinopteri, Cichliformes, Cichlidae. The record is from RefSeq and is a predicted model, not a curated record.
CACAGCUCAAAGAUCGUUUGCACUGUUGGCCAGUAUAGAGGAACAACGCAGCUGUGAGAAGGGACUCACCCUGUUCUGCUUUCAGGGGUAUAAAACACUUCCACGUUGUCGGAUUUCAGAGAAACCUCGAGACUCUAGAAUGUUUUUCUUUGUGAUUCUUGUGUUGCUGUCCUGCACUGAGGCUGAAGGGCUCCAACAUGUGUUUCUCCUCCAUGGAAAGGACUUACACCUGGAUAUAAAGAAAUCUGUUGUACUAGACAAAAAAACUGAUUUGAUCUGGAGAUUUAAUGAAACUAACAAUGUAGCUAAAUGCUAUUUUAAUAAUGAUCCAGUCAUGUUUGACAAAUAUGCAGGAAGGGCUGAGGUCUUUGGACAAAAUUACUCUUUGCUAUUAAAGAAUGUACAACACAGUGACAGUGGAGAUUAUACUGCAGUCUUGUUUGGGGCACAAGACCAAAAGGUAGCUGAAUACAAGGUCAUAAUCCAAGAUCCAGUGUCUCCAGUUAACCUGACAGUGGACUCUGUGUCCAGCAGUUCAGACUCCUGUAAUCUCAUUGUGACCUGCAGCACAGUGGAUUCUCAAAUCAGCAGCAUUUUCACAUGUGAUGCCCAAAACUGCUCUCUGGUAGAAAAAGGAAGCUUUAAAGCCCAAAACUAUUCUUCCAGUCUCGUUGUCUAUUUGCAGCAAAGCUUCAUCAUCUGUAAUCACAGCAACCAAGUCAGCAUGGAACAGACUAAGAAGGACAUUAAACUUUAUUGCAAGGAAAAACCAGGUAUCUCCAUCUGUGUGGUGAAGACAGUCGUGUUCUCUGUUGGUCUGAUCAUCAUGGUGAUUGCUGUCAUCAGUGUCCACAUUAUGGAGAAGAUUAAGAAGCGAAAAUAAAGAAGAGGCUUUCCACUUACACAUAUAACUUAUACGGUUUUAGAAAAUGUUGAGGUUAUAGAUACCAGUGGUAGAUAAUAGAGAUGGACCGAUCCGAUAUUACGUAUCGGUAUCGGUCCGAUACUGACCUAAAUUACUGGAUCGGAUAUCGGCGAGAAA